This is a messenger RNA of Acanthisitta chloris (rifleman), 2214 nucleotides long. RefSeq names its product centromere protein I (gene CENPI). The transcript is spliced from 20 exons. NCBI's taxonomy places the organism in Eukaryota, Metazoa, Chordata, Aves, Passeriformes, Acanthisittidae. Gene Ontology annotation, cellular component: kinetochore. The record is from RefSeq and is a predicted model, not a curated record. Bases 1 to 2214 code for a protein of 737 amino acids.
AUGCAGCGACGACGGAUUUCUAUGACCCCAAAGCACCAGAAAGGCCAAACUGAUCUCUCUUCUUGGCGAAAAGGAGGGACAACUGACCCUGAAAAAAGUUUAAAGAUUCUUCAAUUUGCUGAUGGUGAGAAAAAUGAAAGUCAGGAAGUUUCCCUGGAACAAGCUUUGAACUACUUUGCAAAUGAGCGAGGCCGUGUUUUGCUGAACAAGAGCAGUGUACUGCAGAAACACUUGGCUGCUGUGGAAACCAUUGGCCUGCAACAAGGGCUGCCACCUGAGGGGUUUGAGAUACUGCUGAGUGUGGCACUCAGUGGCAGAUUUGUUGAUGCAGUGAACACUCGUUUACUGAAGAGCCUCAUUCCAGCCUCAGAAAUACCACAGAGUUCUGUGAUUACAGCUGUGUCUUGGCUCUGUGUCAGCAAGUGCUCAGACAACGUCCAGCUGCUUUUUAUAAAGUGGCUGAUCACAGUGUUCGACUUCAUUGAUUGCAAGGAACAGCUUCGUGCCCUCUAUGGUUAUUUCUUCUCCCUCCUGCAAGAUGACAGGAUGUGCCCAUACGUGUCUCACCUGCUCUACCUGCUGACCAGGAAAGAAAAUGUCAAGCCCUUUCGGGUUAGGAGACUGCUUGACCUCCAAGCAAAAACGGGAAUGCAGUCCCAUCUGCAGGCUCUGCUGUCACUUUACAAACUCUUCCGUCCAGAACUGGUCACCAUAACUCUUCCUGGGAAAAUGAAGACUUACUUCAGGAAUUCAGAUGGCCCAUGGAAAGCAGCAAUCAAUGCAGUACGACAAAGGAAACAGCAACCCUCUCCCCUGUUCCAGACACUGUUUUUGAGCACAUCUCAACCUCGGUCACGAAAGAGGAAAUGGAAUGUCCAGUUGGUUAUACCUGCAAGCAGUGCAAACACGAAUCAUUUAGGAGGGAACAGGGGGAAGAGCCUUGAUCUGAACUGUCAGAAAGUGUCUUUUCCAGUGGAGCAGCUGCAGACCUUUCCUCAGUUCCUGCAAAAUAUCCACCAGCUGGAGCUUCCUGCUCAGAUGGCUUCAGUGCUAACAAAUCCUUUAUUACUUCACUACAUGAAUUGCGUCAAAGAUGAAUCUAUUUACCUGAGGCUCUACUAUUGGAUGGGCCAGAUGCUCCAGGAAGAAUGCACCUGGUGUGUGGCUGAUAACUCCAAUGAAGAAGAAUUCAAGAGCUUCCUGGAAACUAUCUACAAGACAGAAUGUUUCUUGCAGGAGGGAUUUUGUGCCUCUGCAGAGUUUCUGUGUAACUGCCUUCCUCUCUGGGAUGGUUGCUGCUGCCGGUCACAAAUCCUUGGGCUUGUGAGCUGGAUUCCCCCGAGCAUUUUCUCUGAAAUUGGGUCACAGCUCUAUGAUCCCCUGGCACAGCUCUUUUUCACAUCAUCUCUUUACUUUAAGUGCAGUGUUCUUGAGAGCCUGAAAGAGCUAUUGCAGAACUGGUUAAAUUGCAAUGCAGUUCAUCUGGAAUCAGAGCUGAAUUCUUCGAAUACCACACUCUCUGGCCUGGUGAACCUGGUGGCUCAGCUGAUCCACUUUGUUGGAUGGAUCUCUACUGCUGCACUGCGUUUGGAACACAAUUCCAUGUUCCUGAUGUUCUUCAUCCUGAAUUUCUAUGAGACUGUGUGUGACAUGUACCUGGAGUACAAACUGCCUUUGUUGAUAUUGCCUCCUGCUGGAGUUUUCUACACAGCACUGCUUAGUAUGGACUCGGUCACCUUGAAUCAACUCUGUUACAUUAUGUACAGGUAUCGAACCAACUUGGUGGCUGCGAAAGAAAAUGAGCGGAGUAAAAAGAAAAUCCUGCAGUUCAAGUUCAGUAACCGGACAUACCAAGAGUACAACCAGUACAUAACAGCUAUGGUGGGCUGUCUGUGGACAUCUCGUGUAUUCCAGAAGGAUAUUCAUCCUCAAGGUCUUCGUAUGGAUGAUGAACUGCUGGAGAAAACUGCAGUGAAAGAAUUUAAAUCCAGCUUUAACGUUGUCCAUCACCCAGCCAUGAUGUGCUAUUCUGUUGACUUCCUGAAGCAGGCUUAUCCCGAUGAUACCACCUACAACUUCAAGUUAAUUAAGGGGAAGAAGUGGGACUGGUACCUGCAAUAUCUCUAUGCACAAGGCUUGAACGGCCUGAAGGUUUUUAUUGAAAGCAGCAUCAAUCGCAUCUCUCUCAGGAAAGCAGAGAAUGAAGAAGCAUGA